Synchiropus splendidus (mandarinfish) is the source of this 4849-nucleotide messenger RNA. Its product is annotated as ATP-sensitive inward rectifier potassium channel 10. Gene Ontology annotation, molecular function: inward rectifier potassium channel activity. Lineage: Eukaryota; Metazoa; Chordata; Actinopteri; Syngnathiformes; Callionymidae. Gene Ontology annotation, cellular component: plasma membrane. The record is from RefSeq and is a predicted model, not a curated record. Gene Ontology annotation, biological process: regulation of monoatomic ion transmembrane transport; potassium ion import across plasma membrane. The transcript has 6 exons. Bases 401 to 1654 code for a protein of 417 amino acids.
GUGUGUGUGUGUGGAGUGAGAGCUGUUUUGGGGCGAGAACGUGCACGUUAGGCCCCAAACAUGUGCAUGUGCACGUGUGACUAGUGGAGCCCCGAUCAAAAUGUAAAAACCUCCUUUAAUUGAGGUGGCGUUGCGAUCGCUGACCAUGGUUUGAGUCGUGGCCAGAAAAAAACGUGAGCCGGACGCCACCGGGGAGCAGGCGGGAGAGGGACGCAGGGAAUGAGUGGGAGAGAGAGACGCGCUUAUAAAGCCAAGUCCUGGCACUUUGGGGGGAAUCUGUGAGGCGGCCCCUCUCCCGACUCGUGUCCCGCUCUCCUGCAGGAGCCCUCCAUCGAUAACACGAGUGACAUGUGGAGGAAACGCUGAAGCUUCUCUUGGGUCACUCAGGUUCAGCUGGAAGAUGACGCCUGCCACACCUCCGUCGUCCCGUAGCUCCUCUCCCCAGAAGGUUUGCCAUUCCCAGACCCAGACGGAUGUUUUGAAGCCGCUGCUGGGCGGAGCAACUAGCGGCGGGGCGGCGCUCAGGAAGAGGAGGCGUGUCCUGUCCAAAGAUGGCCGCAGCAACAUUCGUAUUGAACACGUCAGCGGCCGUGGCGCCCUGUACAUGCGAGACCUCUGGACGACGUUCGUGGACAUGCAGUGGCGCUACAAGUUCUUCCUCUUCACCGCCACGUUCGCCGGGACCUGGUUCCUGUUCGGGGUGCUGUGGUACCUGGUGGCGCUGGUGCACGGAGACCUGCUGGAGUUCGACCCGCCGUCCAAUCACACGCCGUGUGUGAUGCAGAUGCAGUCGCUAACAGGGGCCUUCCUCUUCUCGCUGGAGUCCCAGACCACCAUUGGUUACGGGUUCCGCUGCAUCACAGAGGAAUGUCCGGCGGCCAUCGUACUGCUCAUCAUCCAGCUGGUCAUCACCAUGCUGAUGGAGAUCUUCAUCACCGGAACCUUCUUGGCCAAGGUUGCUCGGCCAAAGAAGCGUGGCGAGACGGUGAAGUUCAGUCAGCACGCUGUGGUGUCCACCCACGAGGGCAGACCCUGUCUGAUGAUCCGAGUGGCGAACAUGCGCAAGAGUCUCCUCAUUGGCUGCCAGGUCACGGGGAAGUUGCUCCAGUCCUCUCUGACCAAGGAGGGCGAGACGGUUCGCCUUGACCAGAGGAACGUGCCUUUCCAAGUGGACACGUCGAGUGACAGCCCCUUCCUCAUCCUCCCCCUCACGUUCUACCACGUCAUCGACGACACCAGCCCUCUGAGAGCUUGGGCCGCCAAGGGUGGAGGUUGGUCCGACCCAGAGCUGGCCGACUUCGAGCUGCUCAUCAUCAUGAGCGCUACAAUAGAGCCGACGUCCGCCACCUGCCAGGUUCGCACCUCCUACCUUCCAGAUGAGAUCCUGUGGGGCUACGAGUUCCCCCCGGUCGUCUCCCUCUCGCCCUCCGGAAAGUACGUGGCGGACUUUGCCUUUUUUGACAAGGUGGCCAAGACAAAGACCAUGCCCAUAUUUAAACCGGAGGGUCCCAAACAUGCGUAUCAGAGCAACGGAGGGGCAACUGUCCAAGAGACUUCAAACCCAGAGAAAAUUCGCCUGGAGCAGAGCUACAGGGAGGAUGAACGGGGGCGGGGCCGCGAUGCCCCUCUGAGUGUCCGCAUCAGCAAUGUGUGACAUACACAGGGCAUCGGGUGCAGAGUGGAACCGGCGUCUGGAACUGUAGUAGGCGCACUAAUCACGGCACUAACCAUCGAGGAAGCCGCUACACCAACGCGAGGAUGGAAACCUAUGGUCGCGUGAGUUGAUGGAAACAGGAACUGACAGAAAAAGCAUCGCACGUAACCUGCAAUUGUAACUCAGUUGUUCCAUCUACCUUUCAUAGCUCAGGAUUCUGGACACUUUUGGAAGAGAGUUGGUUUUCCAUAUUUGGCAGAAUAUUUUCAUCUCAUGGUGACUUAUGCAGUUUGAAUGUGUGGGUGGGGGGAUACACUGAAUGUAACCUCCCCUCAGAUACCGGAAGAAUUCAGUCAUGUCUCUGGUUCUACUCCUUCUCUGUGUGUUUCUGGCCCCACAAGGUAAAUAUUUUCAUUUUCAUUCAUCCACGCUUGUUGCAGACUUUGUUUUGAAGCUGCAGCACUUGUCCAGUGAUGUACUUUUGCUAACAAGUAGCUGUACUUGUGGAAUAACAAAUAAACCAGGUAUCGUUCUUGUACGACUUGUCUGAUGUUUUCAGUGUAUGCUGUUUACAUCUGGUCUCCCUGCUGGAUGUUUUUCACCACAGCUACAAGGCACAGUAGUCGUAGUAAUAGUGGACAUUUUACAAGAGCUGUAGAGAAGCGACGGAGAACAAAAGAGGAAAUGUGCAAUGCUGCUUGCAGAGGAAAUAGAUGCUCGACAAAGUAGAUAGAAUUCCACUAAACACUCUUUACUCGUGUGGUUUGUUUGCCUGCUUCACUCAAAACCCUCCACCUCUGAUCUGUGAAACUUUUCAAAACUUGAAAGUCAUCCACUGAAGCGCGCGUCUUCGUCUAUAUCUGUAGAGGGAGAUAAAGCUGCUAUCUCCACACACCAGUCGUUUUUUUAUUGAAUUUAUUUUAGUAUAUUUUCCAACACCACAUCUCUCCUAAUUUUCCAGAGGUUAUGUUAUAUUCAUUAUUUUUCUUUCUAUCUUUUUAUCUGUGAUCAGGCUUUGUAGAUGUGUUUCAUUCAGUUGUUUCCCUUAAUAAACUACGUAUUCACAUAUGCACUCAUUGAAUUAGUAAUUAAUAAUUAUCAAGUAUCAACCAGUGUCUUGUUAAGACUGAAUAGUUUUUACCCUGGAAAAGACACAGAAAGUUCCCUGUAAUCAUCACCAUCGUUGCAGAGUGCUGACCGUAAGUAAGCCAGUACUUAGUUUAUUAAUACUUUAUAUGUCUUCCCCAAUCAGAUGUGUUGCAGAGAAUUUAUAAAUAACACAAGCCAAUGUCAAUAUUUGGUGCAAAAAAACACCAUAGUGGCGUGUGAUUUGUGAUCAUAAACCUGUGCGUUCAUGGAGCCGCAUCACCGUAUCAUGUAUUAUGUGACCACACAUACAUUUUGUUCGCUCAUAUUAGUAUUUUACAUGCACGUUUCACUUGGUUUGUGGCCACAAUUUUAUUUAUUUUGCCAUCUCAGGUGUGGGGCUCUGUAAUGUGCUCUGCGACGCCGCUAAAUUCUGGCAACCCACGUCCCCAUUCUCGAAGUGCAAUGAAAAAUCUGGCAACACAAUCCUCUGCUUCAGCGGUGACAGCACCGACUCCCCACGCCAUGCACUUUUUUUUUGUCAUUUUCUACCUUAUUAUUAUUAUUUAAAAAGAAAAGUCUGAGACAUAACAAAUCAAAACAAUAACUGUCUUUGACAACCGUACGCUAAUGUUUUCUCAACUAUUUAUGCAUUGCUUUCAAAAAAUAAAAAAUAAAAACCCUUUGGAUAUUCUGUAUUCAGUAUUAUUUGGUUUACAGCCAAGCAUUUUAAAUUUGAUUCAGCCUUUUCAAUUAGGUCCAUCUCUAUUUUUAUUUUUUUUUUAUGUGAAAGAAAUUGACUUAGAGAAUUAGACUUUGACUUGAAUUAGAGAUUUCUACAGACAUGAAUCAGCUUAAGAUGUAUUAGGUAUAUUACAUUUUGAGCCAUUUUAACUUUUCUAUUUUUAUUUCUUUACAGUAUUUAUUUUUUUAAUGUUGGUCAAAUGUUUCAAGAACCUGAAGGUCACACAUCAGGAACACAAGCACGUGUGAGUUCCUGACACCAGACUGAAGUAGUUAACAAAAAUUUUUACUCAGAGUCGUUCACACAUGAAUCUACUGCCAGAAAAACAAACCAACGCACACUAAAUGACCAAAGACCGUAUUAAAUUAAAUGUUUGAUCAACAAUUUUCUGACCACUGUCACAAUACCUCAAUUCUUAAAAAGUUGUUUCCAUGUGAACGCAUGCGGCGUGUCUCCUCACAUAUUGAGUACUAAAAAACAUAAGUCACACAGUCACUUAUUUGUGCGUGAGAAGUAUUAAAGUAUAAUACAGCAGUUCUGUAUAAAGACUGGAAAACAAAGGUGCAUGAAUUUCUUCCAUCUUGAAAUUUGGAUAAACUCAUCCAGCAUUUUGAACAAUCAAAACCAGGUCCCUUCAUGGCUAUAAUGCCGCAUUGCUGUAUCCAGCCGGGCGAUACGGAUUGGGUCCCUUUCACCGAGUCCAAUGCAAAAUGAAAAAAAAAAAAAAAACCGAAUACACUGGUACCUCAGUUCUCAACCACAAUCCGUUCCAGACCGCCGUUAGAGAAGUGAUUUGUUCGAAAUCUGAAUCGUUUUUUCCCAUUACAAUGAAUGGGAUGGGUCAGCUGAGCACGUUAUGGUUUUUCCAGCUUUUUUUGGGGGGCGUUCGAGUUCUGGAUUUUCGUUGGAAAUCGUUGGAAAGCAAAAAAAUCUCAAAAUUUUUGUUCGAAUUCUGGGACGUUUGAAAACUGAGGUCUGAACAUGACUGUCAGGGCUGGGAUUUUUAUUUUAUUUUUGCAACAUGUACAGUCCAGAGUUUUGGGUCUAUUUUUGCCUGUUAGUUUCAGCACACGUGACAGUGCACCUCAGUCUCAGACUUUUAUUUCUCUUUCAUGGGCAAAUCUAGUCGGAUUAGGAGGCAGAGAUGAGGAUCAGAGCUUCUUAGUGUGGAACCAAGGUUCUCAAAAGAAAACAAAGUGGAGAAAUGUUAGGAUCAGUAACCUGUAGACCAGGGUGAAAGUGCCGAGCGGCACGAGUGACCUGUGACUGAAAAACUAGUGAGGCGAUGGACCUGGUUGAGGGAAGAACCCAUGUUGUCGUGCUGCACCUGUCUGGGCCGGACAUAAGGAGUAACUGUGUCUCUU